This is a messenger RNA of Pocillopora meandrina, 891 nucleotides long. The record is from the annotation of a GenBank genome assembly. Lineage: Eukaryota; Metazoa; Cnidaria; Anthozoa; Scleractinia; Pocilloporidae.
AUGGCUUCAAGUCUCAACAAUAGUGUCUAUAAUGACACGAUCCAAAAGCACUGGAAGGCGCUUUCUCCAUCACAAUGUAUCCCGUGGUUUGCCGUGUUCAGCACUGAAUGCCUAACUGUUGUCAUCCUCAAUCUCCUCACCAUUAUUGUAUUUAUGAAGCAGCGCCAGCUACAGCGCCAGAGUAAAUUCUUGAUCAUUCACCAGGCCAUAGUAGAUCUCUUGGUCGGGUUGGUGUACGGGCCUCUGAUGAUUGAAAGGAGCGGAAGCUUCAACUGUGAUCUGUGGGAUUACCAUAGGCCUAAUACCACUUUGUUAUUUUUACUAGAGUUAGUUCUAGGGUCACAAGUCUACCAAGUUUCCCUUUUUAACCUCGCUGUUAUUUCAUUAGAACGAGUACACGCUACGUUUCGUCCUUUCAAGCAUCGUUUCAUCAAGAAAUGGGUUUAUGGAGUGAUUAUAACAAUUAUUUGGUUGGUGCCUAGCGUCAUGAAAACGUUCAUAUUAACUCACUCUGACGACGUUUUUAGACUGAUUUCUUUCGCAUAUUUUUUUACUCUUCUUUUUGUUGUCGUUGUAUGUUAUAGUUCUAUCUAUCUCAAAGUUCGGUGUGGUCGUCAUCCUCAACGCCAUGGCGCAGCCAGCUUGCGGGAAAGAAAACUGACGAAUACUUCAUUUGUUAUCACCCUUGGGUCGUUAAUAACGUUCUUACCGAUGGUGGUAUUCUGGGGCGUUCUGGCUUCUGAUUCCAAGCUUUUCGAUAACCUCUCCAAUCAGUCAUCAUUUCACUUUGAAAUGGUAAAAAUAAUAUUUGUGGCUGCCAACUCACUAAUAAAUCCAAUAAUCUACGCUAUACGGAUGCCUGAACUAAGAGCAAGCAUAAUGCAAAUAAUU